AUGAGGAUAUUUAGCACGAAAUUGAGUCUUUCUGCAUUUCUCGCGUUCACAAUACUUCUUACCUCGCAGAAUAUUGGGGCAACAUUGUUUCCCCAAAAGAUGGCCAACAUCGUUAAUUCCUACCAGACGCCUUCCAAUUAUUCAGCCAGCUCCUGGCUGGAGAAUUAUGGUCCGAAUGAAGCCUCAAUCACUUUGUUCCCUACUUCCUCCUCCGCUACGAACGUGGUGAUAGGCAUUGGCACGAUUUUAUAUCGCACAAUGGCACAAGGAUCAUCACUGCGAAUCACGAUCAUACCAAUCCCCAAACCAUCACCCUUUCGCCUCCCAUAACUGCACGACGCAUCCGCAUAGUGCCCUAUCGACGAGAUUCUCCCCAGUUCAUGUGUCUUAAACUCUCCGUCCUAGGAUACAACUUUGAUGAGUCACUAGUGAGUUAUGAGAUUCCGGAGGGAGAUGCUUAUCACAGGGGUUCAUCCUGGGCUUCCCUUAAUGAUUCCUCUUACGAUGGAGUACGUCUUUAUUCCAAACGGGAGGGUGUUAAGAGAAACCGCCUAAGUGGUGGACUGGGUGUUCUUGUGGACCGUCAAAUAUACCCUGGAGGAGAUAUUGGAAGAGCUUUAGAAGCACCCUUCUCUCUGCGUACUUCACCACUAAAACACCGCCAGACUCUCAGUGGUCUUGUUGGGUGGUUUUGUCGGUCUGGCCUACCUCUAAAUGUGGUCUCCCCACCGCCCUGUCAAUCUCGCAAUGUCACUCUCCUAUUCACCUUUGAUUCUGCUUUAAUUAGCAAGAAAGUGGAUGAAGAAAAGCAUGGAGGCACACUUCUGGCACCAACAUUGCCUGUGGUGGUCACGCCGAAGCCGAAACUGCUUGACGGUCAGAUGGCGAAUUCUGCCAAUGAAACGAGUCGCCAUAAGGGCGCAACAACCCCACAACCAAUUGACGGAUUGGGCAAUGUAGAAGAGGGACAGACCGACCUCUCCCUUAUCAUCGGUUGUGUAUGUGUGGUCGGUCUGGUGCUUGUGGUCAGCAUCUUUGUUUUCGUUCUCUGUCGAAUGUGUCAUAGUGGUUCGCGAGGAAACCGGGCUCUCCUUGGUAAGAUCCCUAUGGAAAGAGGUAGUGAGGUUGGGGAUUGCAGUGGAAGCAAUAGCAAUAGUGGAAGGAAAGCAAAACCAAUGGACACUGCUGAUAAUGGCAUGGUGUCUGGUGGAGACGGACGGUUCGUGACUUUCGGAGGACAUCCGCCGACAGGAGCCUUCUGUUUGGCCAAUACAAUGACGACUGGGGAAAUUCCAUCUCCAAGCUUACCAGUCGACAUGUACUCCGCUUUUAAUGGAAAUGAUGGGAUGCUGCAAACUCUCCAUUUGAUGCAACAGCAGCAGACUGCGAGUGGCUAUGACCCAAACUUACGGCCACUUCUUCAAAAUGUCUCUGCACAAGGUUUCGGGACUCUGGGACAGAAUGGGGCACCACCACCGAUGUUCCAGGUACCUCCACCUCCCCCUCCACCCGAUCAGCCUCUACCGCCCUUGCCUCCCAUCACACCUACUUCAGGGGCUAGUGGGACUCAGCAACACCACCAAAGACCUUCCUCAACUGUCAACCCCUAUGCAGCCUCAUCGGCUGUCUCUAUUUUCGCGAAUGGUGGUAAUGGGACUACCAUGAUCACUAGCACUCAUACAGAUGGUUCGAUGGCUGAAUAUGCAAGUGCCUCAUUGAUAAGCGGCCAAAGUGGCUACCCGAUGCGUCCUUCGUCAACUCAUGGCGGCAACAGUGGUCUGUUAUUCACAUCCCAACCAAAUGCCUACCCAUCGGUCCAAAACUCUUCCGGGCAGGAUGUUUUUCUUCAGCCGACUACAAUGCUUGUUGGCACGGGUCUGGCCAAUGGUAACAUGGCAAAUACGAAUGGUGUUUUCCCUGUCAUGGUAUCCUGCUCAAGCGGCUUUGGUGACGGGGUCAUGCCCUCUUUUUCCAACCUCCCCUCCCACUCUAAAAACGGUCUUUUUGACACCCUCAAGUCCAUUGACACCUUGCCUCCUCAUGAAGAAAUGCGGUGAAAGUUAG
Rodentolepis nana is the source of this 2064-nucleotide messenger RNA. Lineage: Eukaryota; Metazoa; Platyhelminthes; Cestoda; Cyclophyllidea; Hymenolepididae. The record is from the annotation of a GenBank genome assembly.